GCGAGCGACGCAGUCCAUCGCUACUUCACGUAACCCAAAGCCCAAAGGGAGCGAGUGUCGUCCUCCCCUCCUCGCCCCCUCCGCCCCGCCCCGACGCGCGCGGGGGCCAUGUCGUCGCGCGACAACGAGACCGCGGCGGCGAUCGCCCGCGCUGCCACCUCCUUCGACGGCGCCGUCCUCGGCAUCGGCCUCGCCCUCUGCGCCGCGAGCACCUGGGCCAAGUACUUCGCCACCUCCCACGCCCUCCGCCGCAUCCGCCUCGCCCCCUCCGCCCCCAUCUCCGACCUACGCUCCCUCCUCCCCUCCUCCUCAUCCGACGACGACGAAGCCGCCCUCAUCGUCGUCCGCGGCCACGUCCAGCCCCGCUCCGCCGUCGACGGGCCGCCAUGGGCGAGCGCUAAGAGCUUCGGCUCUCUCGUCUCACAGGGCUCCGGCGAGCGCGCCGUCAUCGUGAAGCAGACGCAAACGUGCUUGUACAAUGAAUGGAGGGGAAUUUUUGGGUGGAGUUUUGACCUGCAUGCAAUAUUUGCAAAAUCUUGGAAGGAGCAAAGGACAAGCUCAUUUAGAUCGGUUCCAUUUAUUCUUGUGGAAGGUGGUCGUUGGCCACGUUCUGGUUAUGUUCAUGUAAAUUUGGAUGGAUCAGAUCAUCCACUGCCCCUUACAACAGUUUAUCAUCAGUUGCAUCCUAUUCAGGCAACUCCUUACACAUUGUUCCAGGCCAUUUUUGGUAAUGGGUACCCUGUUGCAUUGUUGGAUGAAGAGAAGAUACUUCCUGUGGGAAAGGAGAUUACAGCUGUUGGAUUUUGCAGGACACGAGAUGGUGCUUUGGAGGUCAAGUCAUGCCAAGAACUACCUUUUUUCUUGUCUGAGAUGACAAAGGAUGAGAUUGAAGCUGAGCUAGCUACUAACACUGCGGCUCUUCUUUGGAGUGGCAUUUUGCUUGGAACAUUAUCAAUUGGCAUACUUGGCUAUGCCAUCGCUAGGAACUGGUCGAGAUGGAAAGAGUGGAGGGAGAGAAGGAAACGUGAUAGAGAACUCCGCAAUCAGGCUGCAUCAGUCCCAAGUGGCAUGGAAGAGGAGUUGGGUGAAGUGCCAGAUGGCGAGCUAUGUGUCAUCUGCUUAAUGAGGCGAAGGAGGUCAGCUUUUAUUCCUUGCGGGCAUCUUGUUUGCUGCCCCAGUUGCGCCUUGACUGUAGAGCGGGACUCAUUCCCAAAGUGUCCUGUGUGUCGGCAAAGCAUUCGGUCUUCGAUCAGGAUUUAUGAUUCUUGAGGAAAUCACAAGGACAAACCAGUGCUUUCAAGUCAGGGCAGAAGAUUCCAAGCUCUUUGAAUGGUCUUUCUCGUGAAUCUUUGUUGUGAAUAUGUUGUUGAUCUAAGCUUUAAACAGUUGAAACUAAGGAUGAAUCUUAUGAAUUUUCACUCAUUUACACAUCAGCCCUUCUGUCCUGCUACUUGAGUACCCGGUUGAUAUAGACGGCUCACGGCAAUAAUCUUAUUUCUCAAAGUUUGAGAUGUUGAAGCUGUAUAUAGAUCAUCCGAUAGUUUUGUUGAAUUGUGAAAGGAUUGGUUAACAGUUCUCCUUGUUAGUACAUUGACAAAGUUCAUAGCUGUUAAACACCAUUCAACUUUUCUUGUUUGAUCA
This is a messenger RNA of Ananas comosus (pineapple), 1641 nucleotides long. Its product is annotated as E3 ubiquitin-protein ligase SPL2-like. The transcript is spliced from 7 exons. Gene Ontology annotation, molecular function: ubiquitin-protein transferase activity. The record is from RefSeq and is a predicted model, not a curated record. Lineage: Eukaryota; Viridiplantae; Streptophyta; Magnoliopsida; Poales; Bromeliaceae. Bases 109 to 1269 code for a protein of 386 amino acids. Gene Ontology annotation, biological process: organelle organization; protein ubiquitination.